UACUCCUGUUCGAGUAAUAUAUGUUAUAAACUACAACGUCCAGCUGAUUUAGGAAAUUCCUGAGCUUUUUAAAGAUUUGUGUUCAGUAAGAACAAAUGUGCCGUGUCAGGAUAUAGAGACACCAGCCUUAUCCUUUAUAUGGCAGUCUUUAAGCUACAUAUAACAGUUAAUGUACAGUAUUAAAACUAAUUGUCAUGUGUAGUGCUUACUGUAUGUUUUCACUGACUAAGCAGCCACAGUUUGUCAGUUUCAGUCAUGCUUCGUUUUCUUUCUACCCACAGAGAAAGGAGGGUAUUUGGGAUGACGAGGCUCUGCAGCUCACCCAGCAGCUGCUGUCAUCCAACCCUGACUUCGCAACCCUGUGGAACUACAGAAGAGAGAUCCUGAUGCACAUCGAGACCGUGAAGGACAAGGAUGAAGUUCAGAAGGUCUACGAGGCCGAGUUGUCUUUUCUUGAGUCUUGCCUGAAGGUGAACCCAAAGUCCUACGGCAGCUGGCACCACCGUGGUUGGGUCUCAGCCCGCUUGCCUCGCCCAGACUGGGCCAGAGAGCUGAGCCUGUGUGAUCGUUGUCUGAGCCUUGACGACCGCAACUUUCACUGCUGGGAUUACCGCCGGAUGGUAGUGAAGAUGUCAGGUGUGCCUGUAGAUCAGGAGUUGGGCUUUACCGAUCGUCUUAUCGGCUCCAACUUCUCCAACUACUCCAGCUGGCACUACCGCAGCACCCUGCUGCCGCUGCUCCACCCGGAGUCUCCUGAGCCCCCAUCGCCGUGUCGCGAGCCUCCACAUUCCUCUCCUCCACCUUCUCCGCAAACCCACUCCCAUCGCGUCUGCGAGGAGCAGCUGCUCAAAGAGUACGAGCUCGUACAAAAUGCUUUCUUCACUGACCCCAACGACCAGAGUGCUUGGUUCUACUAUCGCUGGUUGCUAGGCAGAGCCGAACGUGAGGAGAUGAUCAGCUGCGUGUAUGUCAGCCGGGAUGAGGAGCGAGUUGCCGUCGCCUUCUCCAGGCCUGUUAACGUCAGUAUCGUCUCAUCCUCACAGUUUUUUUGUUUUUUUUUAACAGUUGGUUACACAAAGCUCACUUUUUUCUAAAACUCCUACAUGCCG
Messenger RNA from Larimichthys crocea (large yellow croaker), 1109 nucleotides. RefSeq names its product geranylgeranyl transferase type-2 subunit alpha-like. The transcript is spliced from 5 exons. Gene Ontology annotation, biological process: protein geranylgeranylation. The record is from RefSeq and is a predicted model, not a curated record. Gene Ontology annotation, cellular component: cytoplasm; Rab-protein geranylgeranyltransferase complex. The coding region runs from base 195 to 1094 and encodes 299 amino acids. Gene Ontology annotation, molecular function: zinc ion binding; Rab geranylgeranyltransferase activity. NCBI's taxonomy places the organism in Eukaryota, Metazoa, Chordata, Actinopteri, Sciaenidae.